AUGUCUAGAAAAAUUGUUAAAUAUUCUUCUAAUACUCCAAAAACUAUUGUAAUUAAAAAAAUUGAAAGAAGGACACCUCAAGGAAAAUUAUUGAGUGUUGUUAAUAUGAAAGCUACAUAUUAUGGUGAAAAGUAUGAAAAUGAUAAAAAUCUUUCAAAAUUACCAAUAUUUUUAGAAACUGAAAAGAUACCAUUACGGUAUUCACCUAUACAUGAUAACAAAAACCACCAUACAACACCCAUUUUUAUAGAGACAGAAAGAUUACCAAAAUGUGAUUUAUCACCUUCUAUGGAGAGGCAAAAUAUUCAUAGACAUACACCUCCUGCUAAAAUAAUUUUAAAAUCAUCUAAGCCAUCACCUGAAAUACAAUCAAAUCGUAGAACAUUUAUUGACAUACCUGGAGAAAGAACGGAGUAUAUAUUAACUGGAAACAAUGGAAAUUUUAGUAAUAAUGGAAAAUCAACUUAUAAUGAUAGUCUUUUAUAUGGAGAUGUAUGGUCUACUACAACAUCAGGUACUCAAGUAAGAGAUAGUCAUAUAAUAACAAGAAAUAAUAUAAAUCAUAAUAAUGAUAGUUAUAUAUCACAAGGAAAUAUUUUUGAUGAAUAUGUUUCAGCAUUAAAUAGAAUUAAUCAUUAUAGAUUAUAUUAUUAUAAUCUUCCAUCUUACGCAAAAUUAUCUUUUAGUGAAAAAUUAAUGAAAGAAGCAAAAAUUUAUUGUUAUGAAAAAUUAAUGCGACAAAAUGUAGAUAGUCAUUCACAGUACCAGACAAAUGUAUGGACAGGAUCAGCUAACUUUUUAAUUGAAGAAGUUAUUGAUGAAUGGUUUAAUGAAAUGAAAUUUUGGAAAGAAAGUAAUUUUAGAAAAGAACAUUUUCGAUAUAUAGGAAUUGGUAUUAUUCGGUAUCAAAGAGAUAAUACUCCAAUGAUGUUAGUAGUUUGCUUAUAUGAAUAA
Molecule: messenger RNA, 954 nt
Organism: Strongyloides ratti
Lineage: Eukaryota; Metazoa; Nematoda; Chromadorea; Rhabditida; Strongyloididae
Product: CAP domain-containing protein
Exons: 2
Coding region: 1-954 (317 amino acids)
Source: RefSeq, a predicted model, not a curated record